Molecule: messenger RNA, 294 nt
Organism: Fusarium pseudograminearum CS3096
Lineage: Eukaryota; Fungi; Ascomycota; Sordariomycetes; Hypocreales; Nectriaceae
Exons: 2
Coding region: 1-294 (97 amino acids)
Biological process (GO): intra-Golgi vesicle-mediated transport
Source: RefSeq, a predicted model, not a curated record
AUGUCCGAAGCCUACGAGCGAGAGCGCCAGAACAAUGCGCGCCUCGACGAACUAUCCGCCAAAGUCUCUGCUCUUCGUGGAGUGACAGUCGACAUUUACGAUAACGCCCGAGCCCAAGAUGUCAUUGACAAUACCUCCGAUACUUUCUCCUCCAUGACCACACAGAUGAAGGGCUCUGCCGGUCGUUUGACUCGCAUGGCCGCAUCUGGCAACCGUGUUGCGAUACUCAAAUUGUCGGGAAUCGUAAUUGGCGUUUUCUUGGUGUUGUUCUACGGUGCAAAACUGAUUUUCUAA